CGAUAUGUCCAAAUUUUAAACCGUCAGAUGUUGAGGUCCAAUGGCAGGCGCUAAACCUAAAAAUUAACAAACAAUACACGAUAUAACCUGCCACCCAGUUUUCUUUUAAAGAAACUGCCGCUUGAAGCAGAAAAUAGAUUUUGCAGUGAAAAUGGGAGCAGGCAGAAGAAGAUCAGGAGGCGGCGGAGGCGCAGGCGGAGGAAGCGGUGGUGCAGGCCGGAACCAAAGAAUGCUUAAGAAUCAUGUUCAUUCCUGCAAGAAAAAGUUCUCAACCGCCGAUGACAUCGUUCACCACCUCCGCAACCAACACUCCAACUACCGCCGCAUGGAGCUCCGUACUUUAACUAGGCUCGUCAAUCAAAUCCUUAACGCUUCCUCACCGCCGCCAUCAUCACCUUAUCGUCGACGCCGCAAUUCCAAAGUAUCUUCUUCUUGUUCAGAAGAAGAUGAUGAAGACGAGGAGGGAAUUUUCGUCAAUUCUAGUAAAUCACUCAGGAAAAGAAAACGAAUUGAGGAGAGCGAAGAGAAAUUGCUGCAAAUUGAGAAUGAUUAUCCGAAAAAGAUAGAAAGGAAUCAGUCGGCAACGUCAACCUCCUCAUCUGAGUCGGAGUCAGAGUCAGAUUCAGCUGUUUCGACAUCCGAGGACGGAAUUUACGGAGAGAGAGUGGAACCAGAAUUUGAUUUAAUGCGGUCUAUGUUACGCGAAAGUUAUUCGAAAGAGAAAGAAAAGAAUAUUGAAGUAGAUGAUGCUAGUAAUACUAAAACAACUACUAAAAUUGACAUUGUAAAUUCAGGGAAAGGUGAACUGGAAGGAGAGAGUAGAGAGAAAGGGAAAGAGAAAGGAAAGGUUUUGAAUAGUGGCGCUGACGUGGAGGAGGGGAAGGGUGGGAAAGAUGGGCCUAGGUUUAGGGAUUUGGGAGGAAUGAGAGCAGUGUUGGAGGAAUUGGAGAUGGAAGUGUUUUUGCCUUUGUAUCAUCCUCAUGUGCCGCGGCGGCUUGGAGUCAAUCCUAUUGGUGGGAUUUUACUUCAUGGACCUCCUGGUUGUGGCAAGACAAAACUAGCUCAUGCUAUUGCUAAUGAGACUGGCGUUCCCUUUUACAAGAUUUCUGCUACUGAGGUCGUCUCUGGAGUUUCAGGUGCAUCGGAAGAAAAUAUCCGAGAGCUUUUCUCCAAAGCAUACAGGACUGCACCCUCAAUCGUUUUCAUUGAUGAGAUUGAUGCAAUUGCUUCAAAGAGGGAAAAUCUACAGAGAGAGAUGGAGCGAAGGAUUGUAACACAAUUGCUGACUUGCAUGGAUGAGUUUCACAGGCUUGUACGACCAUCCAAUGCAAAUUCAGACUCAGAAAGCACUAAUCAGAAACCUGGCUAUGUUCUUGUAAUUGGAGCUACCAACAGGCCUGAUGCUAUUGAUCCCGCACUAAGGAGACCUGGAAGAUUUGACCGUGAAAUUAGGUUAGGAGUGCCGGAUGAGAAUGCUAGGGUUGAGAUUCUUUCAGUGCUCACAAAAAAGUGUACUCUUGAGGGUUCUCUUGAUCUUUUGCAAAUAGCUAGGUCCACUCCAGGUUUUGUUGGAGCUGACUUGGAUGCCUUGGUUGACAAGGCUGGUAAUCUUGCCAUGAGGAGAAUCCUUUCCCAAAGAAAAUCUGAGCUAACAGGAGAGUGUGCGGAUGUGGAAUACAUCGAAGAUUGGUGGAAGAUACCUUGGUUGCCUGAGGAGCUUGAAAAGCUUGCUAUUACAAUGGCUGAUUUUGAGCAAGCAGCUAAGGUGGUUCAACCCUCUUCAAGAAGAGAAGGAUUUUCUACUGUUCCUAAUGUGAAGUGGGAGGAUGUUGGUGGGCUUCAUUCUAUAAGGAAUGAGUUUGACCUUCAUAUAGUUAGGCGGAUAAAAUAUCCUGAGGAUUAUCAGAAAUUUGGAGUGAACUCAGAGACAGGAAUUUUGCUUUAUGGUCCUCCAGGCUGUGGUAAAACACUGAUUGCUAAGGCUGUUGCUAAUGAGGCAGGAGCUAAUUUUAUUCACAUCAAGGGUCCUGAACUUCUGAAUAAAUAUGUUGGAGAAAGUGAACUGGCAGUUAGAACAUUAUUUACUCGUGCAAGGACAUGUUCACCUUGUGUACUUUUCUUCGAUGAGGUGGAUGCUUUGACAACGAAGCGCGGGAAAGAAGGUGGAUGGGUUGUGGAGCGGCUGUUAAACCAGUUACUUAUAGAGUUAGAUGGCGCAGAUCAGCGGCCAGGUGUUUUUAUUAUUGGUGCCACUAACAGACCUGAGGUGAUGGACCCUGCUGUCUUACGGCCUGGUCGGUUUGGCAAACUUCUUUAUGUCCCUCUUCCUAGCUCAGAUGAUCGUGGGUUGAUCUUAAAAGCACUUGCAAAGGGAAAGCCAAUUGAUCCUAAUGUGGAUUUGAGUACAAUUGGGAAGAUGGAGGCUUGUGAAAAUUUAAGUGGGGCUGACCUCAAAAAGCUGAUGGAUGAAGCUGCAAUGUCUGCAUUGGUGGAGGCAAAAGGGAGCUCCUCGGAUGAGAGCUCAAGCACAAUCAAGGCUACUCAUUUUGAGCAAGCAUUGACUAAAAUUUCUCCAUCUGUUUCGCACAAGCAAGUUAAAUAUUACAAGGUAUGGUCAGAGAGCUUCAGAAGCGCAUGAGAUGACACGCAAGGAGAUAUAUAUUGCAGUCGAAUAUAUGCGCAACUGCCAUCAGCAGACGAAUUCGAGCAACGUUUUGUGCUUGGUUUCAUUCCUGUGAAUCAUCCAACAUUUGGAUGAAAAAUUUUGCUACCCCUUUCGGCAUGAAACAUGAGUGACAUAAAGCAAGAUGUCGCAGUGUAUAAAUAUUUUCCUUUCUUCAUAAUUUAUUCGUUUUGCAUAUUGGUUUGGUUGCGUCGGAUGUCUGCCUCUACCUAAUUGCUGUCUGAUGAUCGAGUUCCUGGUUAACAGUGUGUGAUAUCAGUAUCAUCUCAUUAGUAUAAUAAGACAGUUGCAUUUUUCUAUUA
Molecule: messenger RNA, 2985 nt
Organism: Ricinus communis (castor bean)
Lineage: Eukaryota; Viridiplantae; Streptophyta; Magnoliopsida; Malpighiales; Euphorbiaceae
Product: cell division control protein 48 homolog C
Exons: 10
Coding region: 152-2638 (828 amino acids)
Biological process (GO): ribosome biogenesis
Cellular component (GO): nucleus
Molecular function (GO): RNA binding; ATP hydrolysis activity; ATP binding
Source: RefSeq, a predicted model, not a curated record